UAGGAUUAAGGAGUAGAAUCAAGUGGGCUGUAUAGAUCUAGAUCUGUGUAUAUAUAUAUAUAUAUAUGUUUCCUUGGAAUCUCCAAAACUUCUUUAAGAUCUAAGGGUCCAAAGUGGUGGGUGAAUUGAGUUUUUGCAGGAAGAGGAGGUGGAGAGAAAGAUGCAGGAUUCGGAAGCAGGGGAGAUUCCUGAGGAUCUCAUGAUCGAAAUAGCGGCGAGAUUGCCUGCGAAAUCGGUGAUGAGGUUCAAGUGCAUCUCAAAGUUCUGGUCAUCUCUCCCUUUGUCGACACACUUUUGCAACCGUUUCCUUUGUCCCAGAGACUAUUUCAGAGCAUUGGGUCUUUGUACUAGAAGCUGGUGGUUCGUGGAAAAGGGUUGCAAAAGAUUUUCAAACUCCUCACCAUCCUUCCAGUCUACAAGUGACUAUGAAGAAUGUUUUAUAUUAUCUGGCUUUCACUGAUUCUUCACAGACUUGUGUUCUUGUGAGUUUCGACAUCAGGUCUGAAGAGUUGAGUAUGAUUAAACUACCUCCUCCCCCUGGGAAGAGGUUGGCUCUAAUAAACUACGGUGGCAAAGUAGCUGUCUUUGACUUCUCUUUGCUCAAAGAGAAUGGCUUGGUGGAUCUGUGGGUUGUGGAACAUUGGAGGAACAAGGAAUGGUCAAGGAAGACUCUGUUUUUGCAGCCUUGUCAAAUGCAUUUAGUCACUCACUGUUUUUUCACGGCAAAAGGUACAACUCUAAAAGGUCAAGUUAUCUUGGUACCACAAUACUUGAUUCCUCCCUUUUACUUUCUCUGCUAUGAUUUGCAACUCAAUCAUCUCAAAAAGGUUGAAAUCAGUGGGAUACCGGAUCACUGGUUUACUAUGGACAGUUUUUUCAAAUCUUUUGACGUGGAGUUUAUGGAUCCGACUGAGAAUGUCAAGUACCUCGAAUCUUGAUCCUGCUUUUUAGGAUGAGGACGGCAUUCUUCGAUCAGAUCAUCCUGUUUCGUCUUUCUCUUUGUUUAGCUUAUAACUUAUUUAUUUUGUAACUAGGUAACUUCCCUUUGAAUUUAAUAUGUUACUAGGUUAACAUCCGCGCAAGAAUAUUAUAUAUAAAAAUUAUUUUAUAUAUUAUAUGUUUUUAACA
Brassica oleracea var. oleracea is the source of this 1128-nucleotide messenger RNA. RefSeq names its product F-box/LRR-repeat protein At2g40920-like. The transcript has a single exon. The record is from RefSeq and is a predicted model, not a curated record. NCBI's taxonomy places the organism in Eukaryota, Viridiplantae, Streptophyta, Magnoliopsida, Brassicales, Brassicaceae. Bases 426 to 938 code for a protein of 170 amino acids.